Messenger RNA from Fundulus heteroclitus (mummichog), 6099 nucleotides. Its product is annotated as sphingosine-1-phosphate phosphatase 1. Gene Ontology annotation, molecular function: sphingosine-1-phosphate phosphatase activity. The transcript has 4 exons. Gene Ontology annotation, biological process: phospholipid dephosphorylation; sphingosine metabolic process. Gene Ontology annotation, cellular component: endoplasmic reticulum membrane. NCBI's taxonomy places the organism in Eukaryota, Metazoa, Chordata, Actinopteri, Cyprinodontiformes, Fundulidae. The coding region runs from base 403 to 1758 and encodes 451 amino acids. The record is from RefSeq and is a predicted model, not a curated record.
AGAAGCUGAUUAUGGCAUAUAAUAUUCUUCGUCUACUAAUAGACUUGUUAGUGACAGUAGACUUCUACUGUAAAUUAUUUGUCCAUCACAAAUGAACGCGACAAAAAGAUUCCAAAUUUCCAACAGCACUCGAACGCAGCGGAGAAAGUGUGUUCCCGUGAAUCUUCCGCCUCUGUCUUUGUUUUGCUGCUGUGACAGAACAUUCCACUAUCUCCUGUACUCUGGUAGAUAUGCUUUGCAGGUCGUCGUCACAACUUUCUCAGCCUUCCUCAUGGUUCGAAGUUCACCUCAGAUAGCUGCCACAGCCAGCAGACGGCAGCCUGGGAGCUAACACCCACCGCUCCGAGGAAGUACAGAAGUCCGCGUUCGCUCCUGCAGCUCCGCGGAAAGAGCCUGCUCAACAUGGAGAAAAUUAAGGAACACCUUCGCUACCUCCAAGACCCCCACAUUGUCGCUCGUUUUCAGCUCAUCUGUGGGAUACGGGGCACCUUUUCAGAACCCGCUCGUGCCGACAGUUUGACCCAUGACCGCUGCAGGUUAGCGGAGCAGGCUCACUUUCACAACAACGGGGCUCUCCAUCAUUGCACAGCCGGGGAGACUGGAGACGAACGUCUGGCUGGUGUGGGCGUUCAGAGAAGGCUCACGGGUGCGACCGAGCCGAGAAAACCCAAGCGUGAGGUGGAAGAUGCUUCCCCGAACGGAGCCACUCUGCCCGCGGACGGUGAAGGUCUCGCCGUGUCCGGGAGCACUCUUAAGCCCCUCCGCAGGAACUCUCUCACGGGCGAAGCGGGACAGGAGUUUGUCAUCGAAAACCGCUUCUUGUUCUACUUGUUCACUUUCGGGACCGAGCUGGGCAACGAGUUGUUCUACAUCAGCUUUUUCCCCUUCCUGAUGUGGAACGUGGACGCGUUCGUGAGCAGACGGCUGAUCAUGGUGUGGGUCUGGGUCAUGUACGUGGGGCAGUGCACGAAGGAUCUGCUCGGCUGGCCCCGACCCGCUUCCCCACCUGUGGUCAAAGUGGAGAUGUUUUACAACUCUGAGUACAGCAUGCCGUCCACCCAUGCCAUGUCAGGGACAGCCAUCCCCCUCUCCCUCUUCUUUAUGACCCAUGGCCGCUGGGAGUACCCUUACCCACUGGGGUUCAGCUUGGCUCUCUGCUGGUGUCUGUUGGUGUGUUCCAGCCGAAUCUACAUGGGAAUGCACUCAGUCCUGGACGUCAUCGCUGGCAUCCUGUACAGCAUCCUCAUCCUCCUCUUCUUCCUUCCUGCCUUGGACACAAUCGACAGCUUCAACCUGACCUGCCGCUACGCUCCACUAGUCAUUAUUUCUGUUCCCCUGGCCCUCGCCAUCUUCUCAUUCACCCUGGACAGCUGGAGCACUUCACGAGGUGACACUGCUCAAAUCCUCGGUGUGGGUGCUGGUGUGGCCCUGGCCUCGCACGUAAACCAGCUCUUGGGCCUCAUGCCAGACCUAACGGCAGAUCAGCUUCCGCUCACUGUGCCUGCCUUGAGCGUCGGCAUGGUAUCUGCCGCUAUGCUGCGCCUUGUCCUGGGGGUGAUGGUUCUGGUGGCAAUACGGACACUGAUGAAAGCCAUUACCAUCCCACUGGUGUGCUGGGUGGUCAGGGUGCCCAGCUAUGAUGUGAGGAAGGCCCGGCAGUAUGCUGAGGUAGAACUCCCCUACCGCUACAUUGUUUACGGGAUGGUUGGCUUCAGUGUGCUCUUCGUGGUUCCACUGCUCUUCACCUACAUGAAUUGAUGUGACUUCAGUGCACGAGGCUGUUAGGACCAAGACCAAUUGAGAUGAAUUAAAGCCUCAACACUGAUCUGGUUCCUCACUUCCUUGACAUUUUCACGUCUUUUGUCCAAUUGACUUAAUUAAGCUUGGAGAAGACUAAUAAAUCAUGAGCAGCUUGCUGGUUCUAUAGGAUCCCUGUGUGCAUCCUGAGUGCAUCCCGAGUGCUGAGAAGUGGCACUGUGUUAUCGGUUUGACCUGUGGAAAGAUAAGUCCAUCUAUUCUGGGGGUUUUCUAAGCAAAAUAUUCACAACGUUGCCUGUUUAAAGGUAUAGAUCAACACUUUUAAAGUAAGGUUCUGUUGAAAGGUUAUAAGCAGUUAAUAUCUUACCUACAGUAGACAUCCACUGACCAAUACAUCAGAUUUCAUCAUUGAGGCUACAUGCAGGCCUUAUUUAGACAUAAACCAAAGUUAUGUUUUUACAUAAUGGAUUAUUAGAUUAUGCCUGUACAUAAUCUAGUGCUUUACACGAGUCGCAUUCCCCCAGCAGCACUCAGACAUUAACACACCGACACGUGGAUUAGUGGGCUACUCCAAGUUAAGUGCCAUUUCCUAGGGGGCAGGUGGGUGGAGCUGGAGUUAAGUGCAAGACAACUGCUCUUUCUGUCAGCCCACAGUACCUCGUGGAAUGACAUGUUGGAAUUGUAAGCGUAAUUUCCAACAAGCACUAUCACAGGAAAGCAUCUGGCAACAUAAAAAAUACUGGAUUAAUAACCUACAUUUGUUGCAUUUUAUGAGCUGUGCCGUUGUGUAGUUCAGCUGGUUGAGAUGAUAUCCUUGUAUUUAAGGAAUAGCAGGUCUGAUCCUGGUGCAUGAUGUUCUUUUUUUUGUUAAGAUCAUUGUGCAGCAUAUGUCUGCUAUUAAAGCCUAAAAAACAAUUAUUUGUUGUUUAAAAAAACAUUCACUUAAUAUACCCCAGUUGUCGCCUGUUUGAGCAUAUUUUCAACCUUGAAAAUUUAUUUUGGUAACUUUCAUUUAGAAUAAAUCCAUUUAUUAGUGCUAGAGGCUUAGGCUAAUGGAUAGCCUUAAAGGUAUAUAGCCACGUUAUAAGCUUAUAAAAAAAGAAGACCAAAAACUGUUUGAUCAUGACAAAAUAAGGUUAUAUUCACCAGUCGUUCAUCCUUAUAGUGUAUUGAUAGUCCCUUUUGAGUGUAAAUAUAGCCCCACAACGUGCGCGUCUAUAAGCAGACGUGGCAUAAACUACCCGCAGUACCGCAGAAUUAUCAGAACUAUCAUAUGGCGACAAAUAAAUCAAAAUUAAAUAAUGCUUGACCGAGCCUGAUCCACUGAAAUGCCUUGCCGUAAAACAGCAGCCCGACAUCAUUGAAGACCAACUGUUUUUUAUUAAAUAAACCGAUCUACAGGAACUGUGAGAGUCUCAUAUCAAAACAUUACGCAUUUCCUGUUUAUAAACGGAAACGAGGAUGCAUCAAGAUAAGAAUGAAUUGAUCUAUUUAUAAUGCUGUUUGUACUUAAGACUGUAGAGGCUAAGAAGCGCAUUGCUAUUACAAUUAUCACAGUAUAAAUCAGAGCAUUUACUCACGUCAAUCAACUAUGCGGUCACAUCUGAGCCUCUGCAGGUUUAGCGCCCGCUUCAUUGAACACCAACGUUCAUCUUGGACCAUUCUUCAUUGUUUCCAUUACUUCGCUGGGAGAUGCAAAUAGCCACUAGCUGCUUCCUUGUAUGCAACCAGAGUGAGUUACUGACGUAUGAAUUAAAAAAAAAGAGUCAAAUAACGUGGCUAUACACCUUAAGGGCCAAGACCAAUUUCAAAAUACUUGCUUUUGGGGCGAUAUGACACCAAUAAUAUUCCUUUGAGACAAUUUCUGAGAACAGAUCAUGUAAAGUUCUAGAAAGAUAAGGGAGUGCAAAAGUCAAUAAAAUGACCACUUAUAAUAUUGUUGCUUUAAACACUAUUUUACCUUUGUAUCAGACAGUUAAUCUGCUUUACAUGUUUCACACAAGAUCUUUUCCUUCAUUUCCUAAGUUACUGUACAUGAUGUCAGCUUUGGUUUAAAUAAUUGUUCAGUGCAAACAUGGUAGACCUAAACAUUUAGAAAAUGAUGUUGGCAGAAAUUGUUACGUUGCUUUAGCCUUGGUCCCACUUCUGGGACAACCUACUCUGGAUUUACACUAAACGAAGACACCAGUCAAACUACGAUAGGAAAGACAUUAGGUGGAUAUGCCCUAUUAACAGAACCUGACAUUAAAAACACUGAACUGUCCCUGACUCUAUAAGGCUGAAUUAGGCCUGGAAAUUAUUUUUAUAAACAUGUUGAAAUUUACAUUUUUUUUAUUUUUUUAUUAAAAAAGGGCAUUUUUAGAAAACUUCCCCAUGAAUUUCAAAUGAAAUAACAUCUUAUGCCAUGGUAAAAAGGAGCAGAGAUUCAAAACAAGACCAGGGAAAAGCAGUUGGUGGGUAAUCCACCGUAUGUUCAUAUGUCGUUCUUUGUUCCAAAGAGUUUAAAUGAACCUUUUCAAGCUCCUUUGCCUUUACUCUCUGACUGAAAGAACUUUCAUAGUUGUGUAAGACCUAAUACUGUUUAGUGCUUAUAGGCUUGUCUAAUGAUGAUGAUAUUAUCCUACUGAAACUGAUAUCUUUAAGGUUUCCUUUAAUUGCACAUGUACAGGGAAAUCCAAUGUACAAACUACUAAAGGGCUUUUCAUGCUGUUUUUGACUUUUCAGAAAACGGUUUCCCAGUUUUCCACUCUAAGAUAGACUGCAGCUUUUCCUCUAAAGUUAGGUGUGAAAUGUUGUUCCUGAUCAAUUCACCCCUUCGCCAAGUUUUCCCCCAGUUUCAUACCUGUAACCGUUUUGUCCCUUCCUUCUAUCACUGUGUGCCUGUAAACAAAUACUUUUGUGCCUAAGCAAAUUUUUAUGGAUAUCCAUUUAUUUGGCUUGGUUGUUAAAGAUUUUUAGUAAUUAUCUAGCAAAUCAUUAUAAAAAUGUUUUGUAAGGAAUUUAUAUUGCACCAUAAAUUGUUGAUAAAAAUGUAAUCUGGUGCAGAUUCACCUCAACUACGACUGACCUUCUUGUCAGUGAAUGAAACGUGACAAAUAUAUUAUAGGGAAGUGAAAAGCAAUCAGAUCUAAUUUUAGUUGUGUGGAUAGGUGGGUAAAGUUGGAAACAUAGCCAGCCAGACUUUUAAACUGGAGAGCAGCGUUAAGCACACCACAGUUCGUUUCCUCGGGUAGCCCACUUUGUGUGGGCAGGUGUGAAAAUGAACCAAACAAACUGGUCCACCUAACAACACGGGUCUUGAGUCACUUGAAAGUGAACCCUGGUGAGAUUUGCUUGCAGCGAGAAAGAAGACAGAUUAUCCAGUGACGACUAAUUCUGUGCGGCAUCAUUCUUUUACAAAAAGCAAACCGCAGAGAGCCUGCUACGUCAUCUGUGGCAAGCAGUUUUAACAUUUAAUAGCCAGAGCAGCUCUUUAAACCAAAAUAUCCAUAAUUCAAUUCUUCUUAAUAACAAAGACAUUUCAGUGAUGUCACAUUUUUCAUCCCUGUGUGCUGGGUACAGAGCUGCAGCUAUGCAUUUAUUUUAACAACAUCUUACAUUGUGGCAAUCCUAAUUUAUAUAAACAAUUUAACUAAAAGGCAUCAAAAAUACCAGUGACAUAGUAUUUCCAUUCCCAUUCGUUCCAUGAUUAUGAUCAUUGAUCAAACCAAAACAACUCUGAGCGACUUCCUGCUAAUAGAUCAUGUUUAUGUGGGUCAUAUAAUACAAUUUUCUUACUGUAGGUCAGAGAAAACCAGGUAUGAAAUGGCCAAAACUGUAAGCGUAUGAAAUGGCGAAGGGAUGAAAUGAGCAGCACCUAUGGAAAGCACACACUGUAAAGUUCAGAAGGUAUCGUCAUUUUCAUUUUAGGAAUUUUGGUGAUAGGACUUUCUCUUUGGCAUUUUCUGUUUGUGUGAACCUUCCUAUCAUGUUUAGAUUAUUUUUGAUAAAAUGCAUAUCCUGUUUGUGUUGAAGAUUGAUUCUCCUAUAUUUAAGAAUGUAAUAGGAAGACAGAAGAUGAAGAAGGCUAAAGAAUCUUGAAUUUAAGUCACAUUUCAAACAUGAAGAGGGACGUUUGUAGAAAAACAUAAUAGUGUUGUUUGGACUGCAACCCAAAGGUGUGAGCCUCUUAACAUGGAGAUACACCCUAUGGUUAUACAUCUUUUUAGGAACAUUCAGAGCUUUUUCAGUACACCUGAAACUGUUAGAAAAUGUAUUUAGUGUUAUUAUUAUUCAGAUCAUCUGGAGCAUUGUGACUGGAACAAAAAAGCCUGUAAUACACUUUUGACCUUCAGUUUUUUU